Molecule: messenger RNA, 827 nt
Organism: Aplosporella prunicola CBS 121167
Lineage: Eukaryota; Fungi; Ascomycota; Dothideomycetes; Botryosphaeriales; Aplosporellaceae
Exons: 1
Coding region: 207-692 (161 amino acids)
Source: RefSeq, a predicted model, not a curated record
AUGAUUUCCUUUUCCUUUGCUGCAUAUCCAUUCACAGCAAGCAAGCAAGCAAGCAAGCAAGCAAGCAAGCAAGCAAGCAAGGUCACUUUAGUCACUUCGGGAAUGCAUCCGUUUGAUACCUUUCGCCAAAGGCACGGAGGAUAAGGGGUAUUUUUUGGAAAGUUUAGUGAGAAAGAGAAAGGAAUUGAGGUUGAUAGGGGGCACGGAUGGUGGCCCUGCAAACGGUCACCGGUACCCUGACUUUUUUUUUUUUUUUUUUUGGUCGAAUGCAAAUGCCCUCCCAGCAUCGAUCCCCACACAAGCACACAUCCCACCGAACUGCAUUUCCAUUCUUCUCGCGCGUCUUGUGCCUGCCUACUGACGGGGCACAUAGCAAGCAAGCAACAAGCAACCCUAAUCCCAUCAUCAUCAUCUACCUAUCUAUGUCACCCAUCUCACCCCACCCCUUCUCCGGCGGCGGCAGCGGCAACUUGCCCAAAAGCUGCGUUGCCGCUGGUGGUGGCAUUCUGCUCACGCCAUGCCCUGUCCCUGUCCGGCAAUUGCAGGGCAGCCCAACCCAGCCAAGCCAGGCAAGGCAAGCCGCCACGGUCGCACUGCGCCGACGUCAUUCUGGCUGCGGCGGGCGGACAGCCAAUGGAGCGGGCGCGCUUGGGCGCCUGCCCGUUUGGGCUAGCGUAAGUUAUGCCGACUGACGACCGCCCGCUUUGCCCUGCCCUUGGAAUGCCCUUCCUAGAGUACCUAUCUGUGUUCGGUGCCCUGCCCUGCCCUGCCCUGCCUUGCCUUGCCUUGCCUACAUACCUUGCUUUGCUUUGCUUUGCUUUGCUUUG